Messenger RNA from Populus euphratica (Euphrates poplar), 1162 nucleotides. Its product is annotated as probable aquaporin PIP2-8. Lineage: Eukaryota; Viridiplantae; Streptophyta; Magnoliopsida; Malpighiales; Salicaceae. Bases 103 to 942 code for a protein of 279 amino acids. The transcript is spliced from 4 exons. Gene Ontology annotation, biological process: transmembrane transport. Gene Ontology annotation, molecular function: channel activity. The record is from RefSeq and is a predicted model, not a curated record. Gene Ontology annotation, cellular component: membrane.
UGACCACCUGAGGCCACUCACACAGUUACAAGCCGAGAGAGACGCAAAAGCUUGUGACAAGAGAGUUAAUUGUACCGAGAAAGGAUCUUUAGAUCAAAAAAAAUGUCAAAGGAAGUGAGUGAAGUAGGGCAAACUCACGGGAAAGAUUAUGUUGAUCCACCACCUGCACCACUUCUUGACUUCGGUGAAAUCAAGCUAUGGUCUUUCUAUAGAGCUCUCAUAGCUGAGUUCAUUGCUACCCUUCUUUUCCUCUAUGUCACUGUGGCUACUGUUAUAGGCCACAAGUCAAACAAAGACCCUUGUGAUGGAGUUGGUUUGCUUGGCAUUGCAUGGGCUUUUGGUGGCAUGAUCUUUAUCCUUGUUUACUGCACCGCUGGUAUCUCUGGUGGACAUAUUAACCCAGCAGUCACUUUUGGGCUGUUUCUGGCCAGGAAAGUAUCACUGAUCAGGGCUGUGGCUUACAUGGUGGCUCAAUGCUUGGGUGCUAUCUGUGGUGUUGGCUUGGUCAAGGCCUUCAUGAAGAAAAACUACAACUCUCUUGGUGGUGGUGCUAACACAGUAGCCAUGGGAUACAACACUGGCACAGCUUUGGGUGCUGAGAUUAUAGGCACUUUCGUGCUUGUUUACACUGUUUUCUCUGCAACUGACCCUAAGAGAAGUGCACGUGACUCCCAUGUCCCUGUGUUGGCUCCACUUCCAAUCGGGUUUGCUGUGUUCAUGGUACACUUGGCCACAAUCCCUAUAACUGGUACUGGCAUCAACCCUGCCAGGAGUUUUGGCGCUGCUGUCAUCUUCAACAAUGAAAAAGCCUGGGAUGAUCAUUGGAUUUUCUGGGUUGGGCCAUUUGUGGGAGCAUUAGCAGCUGCUGCAUACCACCAGUACAUUUUGAGAGCGGCAGCAAUCAAGGCCUUGGGAUCUUUCCGUAGCAACCCCGCCAACUAAAGAGAAAAACCACCUUAAAAAAAAGGAAGGAAAAGAAAAGAGCGCUUGUCUUUACCGACCCCGUCAGUCUAUUUGUUUGUUUGUGUGUAUGAGAUCGGAUUACGAUGGACCUUUCUUCUUUUGCCCACUUAUUUAUAAUUUUAAUCUUUCUUUGUUAGUUUGGCCUUGUAUCAUUGUCAUGGGGAGUUGUGCUCAAUUAAUUGCCUCUCUUUUCUUAUCA